UACGGAAGCCCUGGAGGGACAUUUAUUAUUUAAAAUUUAGUACUUAAAAUUUAUUACUUAUUACCUAUUAUCUAUAACUUAUAACUUAUUAUUUAAAGAUUAUGACUUAUUAUUUACAUAUUAUCUGAACCGCGCUAUAUUUGGCGGGAGAAACAAGAUGUUUUAAUUGAGGCGAUGACCGAAAAGGAUGAAGUUGAGGAUCAUUUACAGAUGGAUCGUACAAAGCAGAAACAGAAGUUACAGCAGCUAGUACAAAGCAUAAUGGCCACUAAAAAAACUGAAAGGCAAUCUCUUUCAAAGCACACGAGUCCUUAUACUAGAAGUGGUCGUGGGCGUGGAAGGAGGUCAGAAUACAAGGUGCCCAUAGGUUGGCAACAUUUUAGCAAAGGGAAAUACAGAAUUGUUAUGCAAAGGAAUGGAGGUGGUACACGAUAUAUAUACAAGAAUUCUGAUGAAGAAGUAACAGUAGAUGAAAUACUCGUAGAAGGGAAAGCAUUUUACUUUAAGGAUGGCAAAAGCAAGUUUUGUUUAUUAGAGGAAAUGGCUGUUACCCUUGUGACAGCUUCUGGACAAGAAAUUUCAGGCUUCACACACAGAAAUGGUCUGCCCUGUUGGUUCACAGAGUAUGUUAAAGCUUAUGGACUGUACCCAUCUCAGUGUCAUUUAUACUUAAGAACGAAAAUCAAAUCAGAAUCGGAUACAGAUAAAUGUUUAAAAACAAAAGAAGAAAGUCCGUGUUUUCUUGUAAACAACAUUAAAGCUGGGUUGCUGGAAAUAUCAUAUGAGAAAAAAAACACAAUCUGUAUAUGCUGAUACAGGAAGUUCCAUUUUCAUUAAAUCAUACAGAACUGCUAUGUCUUUGGCAAAAGAUGAUCUUGAAGAAUACAAUGUUUUCAAUGAUGGCUAUUCAGUAAUUAGUGUACAGAAAGACAAUAAAGAAUAUUUGGUAGACAAGGAAAAUGUUUACUAUUUCCCACAAGUCAAUUUAAUCCAAAUCAAGUUGUUUGCUUCAUUCAUGGACCGAAUAUUAUUCAUGGGAGUGAAACUGACGACUUGAAUCAUCUUAUUAUAGGAUGCCUGACAAUAUUUCAUAUUAUUUUCAAUAUAACAUGCUAAAGUCCUUUUAAAUACAAAAAAAUCAAUUUCAGUAUAUCAAAAAUCUCAGUUGAGUUCCUUUAAGAAUUAGCUUUUGAGCUUACAGAAAUUAUUAAUACACACUCAUGUUUAUAUACUAUACUCGUUUUGUUAAAAACCUUGUGUGAAAUAAAGGUAUUAUAAAUUUCUACAAAUAUUUAUUGUCAUUUCUUAAGAGAAAUUGUAACUACAUUUCAUUAAAAUAUUUAUUCCCAUUAUUGUACUAAAUCAUCCCUUACGAGUGAAAUAUAAGAAAAAGCUGAAAGAACUUUCGCCAUACUGAAGUCAUUUUAUGGUAGUGGGAUCUCGACUUUUAAUGUUUAAUUGUUUUGAAUAGAUUGCAGAUUAUGUUUUGCUUGGUCGUGUGGGGUUGUGUUCAUUGAACGCUGCCUUUCUUUUGUGUUCUUGUUUUCCGUAUUAAAGUGAAUUAUAUAUUGUAGUUUUUAUGUAGGAAAAGUUGUCGGUUACAUUUCAAAAGCUUAAUAAAAUUUUAACUAUCGAUUUUUUGUGCUUUGUUACGAAUGCGCUUUAGAGGCACUAUCUAACGCUUAAGCUUAUAAGUAAAAAUUAUGACAAAAUUUAAUAAUUAAAAUAAGUAAGUGAAAAUUAGCGCAAUAUUUUUAUCUUAUUUUGAUAUUUUAAAGUAAUCCUUAUCACAUAUACAAGCCAAAUCUCUGGCAUUUACGACAACUCAUUCUGGAUUCGCCUGCAUACUUAUACCUAAUCUACAAGUCCGGUUAUCUCGCCGAUUUCUUCUGCACGGAUCUUGCAAGAUGCCGUUGCCAGCACAGUGUAGACUGUAGACAGUGACUGUUAUUAAUUUAUAUCUUUAGGGGAGUAGAGACAGAUACAUUUUCUCUACUAACUGAAUUGGGUCUUUUGAUACAAUAUGAACAAAGGAUAUUGCCCUCUUACCAUAACAUUAGAAACGACCAUUGCAAAUGUUCUCUUGGAAAAGUUGAACUUUCCAAAUAUUCAACAGACAGUGUUUUAAGAAUUUUUUUUCAGAGCAUCUUGUGACAAGCAUCAAUUAGGGAUUUCAUUUGUUGUAUGCAAUGAAAAUAUGAAUUGAACGAUGAGACAUGUAAAUGCACAUAUUUUUAUACAUUUUUAUAUCCACUAAACAAGUUUACAACUGGUAAAUUUUAUACUACAAAAAUAGUAAGUAAUAAUUAAGAUAGACAGAAAAGAAUAAAUAAUUUUGUAAACAUGAGUUACUUCCCCUUAAAAUAGAGAAAACCUGAAACCCAAAAGAACACCCUAAACAGCAAAAUUAUGAAAUGUUGCAGGAUCAGGUUUAUUAAGCCAUGCAAAGUAAUUGUAAAGUAUUCAUAAAAAGUUAGAUGGCCAUGUGACAGCAGUAAUUGCAGAAAAUCGGAUAGCUUUCAACAUCCGGAUACUGGUACACUUUGUAAAAACAAACAUUCUAUGCAAUAGAUAAACGUUAUAUGGAUAAAAUCAAUAGGAUAAUCGUUUACAACAGUUCCAAUACCAAUAUUUAUACUCAUUUUUACAGGUGAACGUUCUUCUUGUAGGAACAUUUUGAAAAUAUAUAAAUGAAUGAAAAAGAAUACAGCAUCAAUGUAGACCACAACGAUAUUCGAAAUUCGGGUUUUAGUAUUGCCAAUAAAGCUAAGGGACAAGCUGCAAUUUCGUGAAAAUAAUAUCACAAUGCACAUGCUUUUUACAUAAUGUUAUUAAAUACAAAUAUAACAACAUAUUAGUUUACUUGAUUUUUACGAAUCAAAAUAAAACUAAUUAACACAACAUGACAUUAACUGCUAAUGAUAACAGCUCCUUCCAUAGGCCAAAAUAAAAAGCAUUUCAUAAGAGACGACGCCGCUCACCGGCGUCGCCAAUAAAAUCAUACAUCUGAGUCUUGUACAAAUUGAAGCAUUACUCGUUUAUAAACAGACUAGAGACCCUGGUCCGAAUCCUGGAAAAUUAAAAUUUAUAAUUCUUUAUGCCACUGCCAUAUUUUGCGAUUCAUGUUUGUGCGUGCAUAUGUUUUAGUGAACUUAAAAAAACCUUUUGUUAAAACCCACAAGUCCAAUUUCAACGCAACUUGCCAUGAUUGUUCCUUGGGUGAAGGGUGUCUAAAAUUUAUCAAAGAAUUUUAUUCCUGAUAAGUUACAGUAAAACAUUGUUCAAGGGGAGAUAAUUCUGAAAAUAUUGCAUUUAGAGUUAUGAACCUUAACACAUAAAAUGUGGUUGAUGAUAUGGAACGUAUGUUUGAAGUUGAUAACUCAAGAAAAAGUUAUAGAAAAAAAUAUUUAACUGCACAAAAUCUUUAAUCUGAAAUCUGGACGCGGACGCCUGGCUGAAUUGGACAG
Molecule: messenger RNA, 3467 nt
Organism: Ruditapes philippinarum (Manila clam)
Lineage: Eukaryota; Metazoa; Mollusca; Bivalvia; Venerida; Veneridae
Exons: 3
Coding region: 175-813 (212 amino acids)
Source: RefSeq, a predicted model, not a curated record